AUGGAUCGGAACCAUCUACUUGUAGUUGUUAAAGUGUUGAAAGCUUACAUCAACUUGCUCAUACUUUUGGUCAACUUUGCAAAUUGGUUAAUUGAACAUGAACAAAGAGAUGAUAGGAGGAGAACUUUAAGACAAAGAACAUUCACUAGAUUGCAAAUUAGAUCGAUAGAAAUCCAACGCAUCCCACGUGAAAGUGACAUUAUAUGUGUAAAUGAGUUGCGAAUGGAUAGGAAUGCAUUUGCUCUUUUGUGUGAGUUGCUAAAAACACGUGGUGAACUAUUAGAUGAUGGUAACGUGACAAUUGAAGAACAAGUUGCUACAUUUGUUAACAUUUUAGCACAUCACACCAAAAAUAGAUGUCUUCAAGUUAGAUUUUAUAGGUCGAGGGAAACAAUUAGUAGGUAUGUUCAUCGAGUUUUAAGUGCUUUGUUGCGAGUGCAAGACAUUUUGUUUAGCAAACCAACUCCGGUAGAGGAUGAUUGUACCGACAGAAGAUGGAAAUGGUUUAAGGGUUGUUUAGGAGCAAUAGAUGGAACAUACAUUGAAGUGACUGUACCUGAGUCCGAUAAACCACGAUACCAAACAAGAAAGGGUCAUAUUGCGAUUAAUGUAUUAGAAAGGURUUUYRRUAUUUUGAAGAAACGUUGGGCCAUAUUACGAAGUCCUUCUUUCUAUCCAAUAAAACUUCAAGGAAGGAUGGUCAUAGCAUGUGCUUUGCUACAUAAUUUUAUUAGGAUGUACAUGGUUCUUGAUCAGGAAGAAAACACGACACUCACACUAGAAGAUAUGCCUAUAGGGGAAGAGCAAGUGGAAUCCAACGAUGAUGUUGAAUCUAUUGAUGUUGUUGAAUCGAGCAAUGAGUGGACUCAAUGGAGAGAUGACGUAGCCCAAGAGAUGUUUGAGUCGUGGAUGUCAAGUAAAUGA
Molecule: messenger RNA, 924 nt
Organism: Cynara cardunculus var. scolymus (artichoke)
Lineage: Eukaryota; Viridiplantae; Streptophyta; Magnoliopsida; Asterales; Asteraceae
Exons: 3
Coding region: 1-924 (307 amino acids)
Source: RefSeq, a predicted model, not a curated record